UCUUCGAUUCCGAAAAAAUAAAAUAAAAUAAAAGGUAACACCAUCACUGACCCAACACUAACACGAAAACAAAAUCAAAAGCCAAAAGAGAGGAUGGAUAAGAUAGAGCACCAAACUGUAGCCACAAAUGGCAUAAACAUGCACAUAGCAUCAAUUGGUACAGGCCCAGUAAUCCUAUUCCUCCAUGGCUUCCCUGAGCUCUGGUACUCAUGGAGACACCAGCUCCUAUCUCUCUCCUCCCUUGGAUACCGUUGCAUAGCCCCUGACCUUCGUGGUUACGGUGAUACUGACGCGCCGAAGAAUGUUAGAGAGUACACAAUAUUCCACAUCGUGGGCGACCUUGUAGGGUUGAUAGACUCUCUGGGCAUUGAUAAGGUGUUUUUGGUGGGCCAUGAUUGGGGGUCAACGGUGGCUUGGUAUUUUUGCUUGUUGAGGCCUGACAGAAUUAAGGCCUUGGUUAACAUGAGUGUUGUGUUUCAGCCCAGGAAUCCACACAAGAGUUCUGUUCAGAUAAGCAGAGAAUUAUUUGGUGAUGAUUUUUAUAUCUGCAGGAUUCAGGAACCUGGAGAGGUUGAAGAAGACUUCGCUCAAAUGGAUACUGCAAGUAUAAUUACAAGAUUUCUGACCUCUCGUGAUCCAAAGCCGCCUUGUAUACCUAAAGAAGUAGGAUUCAGAGGUAUACCUUACAAUCCAAAUUUGCCUUCUUGGCUGUCAGAAAAAGACAUCAACUAUUAUGCUGGCAAAUUCAAUCAGACAGGCUUCACUGGAGGAUUGAACUACUAUCGAUGCUUGGACCUAAACUGGGAGCUGAUGGCAGCAUGGACUGGGUUACAAAUUAAAGUACCCGUUAAGUUUAUCGUGGGUGAUGUGGACCUUACCUAUCAUAUUCCUGGAGUUAAAGAAUACAUAAGCAAAGGUGGCUUGAAAAAAUAUGUUCCCUUCUUGCAAGAAGUAGUUGUAAUGGAAGGAGUAGCUCACUUUCUCAACCAAGAAAAGCCAGAGGAAGUUAGCGAACACAUAUACGAUUUCAUCAAGAAGUUUUAAUCAGCAGUGAUAUCUCCUGCAUGCUUCUUUCAAGUUCUUAAUCUGCAAGGCUUGAUUGUUUGCUUUUACUGGACGUGAUGCUCAACUCGACGGGGUGGCCUUAAAGUUAGCACAUAGGUUGUACAAAAUAAAUAAGCUGACAGUGAAUUAAACCACCUGUUCCUGAUGAGUUACUGUAUCCCAUAACAGGAUUAUUAUACUCUUGGACUGUUCUGUCUC
Molecule: messenger RNA, 1263 nt
Organism: Populus trichocarpa (black cottonwood)
Lineage: Eukaryota; Viridiplantae; Streptophyta; Magnoliopsida; Malpighiales; Salicaceae
Exons: 3
Coding region: 94-1044 (316 amino acids)
Molecular function (GO): hydrolase activity
Source: RefSeq, a predicted model, not a curated record